This is a messenger RNA of Penicillium bovifimosum, 1971 nucleotides long. RefSeq names its product putative C6 transcription factor. The record is from RefSeq and is a predicted model, not a curated record. The coding region runs from base 1 to 1971 and encodes 656 amino acids. The transcript has 7 exons. Lineage: Eukaryota; Fungi; Ascomycota; Eurotiomycetes; Eurotiales; Aspergillaceae. Gene Ontology annotation, molecular function: DNA binding; zinc ion binding; DNA-binding transcription factor activity, RNA polymerase II-specific. Gene Ontology annotation, biological process: DNA-templated transcription; regulation of DNA-templated transcription.
AUGGCCAUCACCGCGAUCUCAAUCCCGUUCAAUGGCACCCUUCCCUCCAGCGGCUCUGGAAGUUCUAUCAAAAAGCCUAUUAAACCAGUCUCCAAGCCAUGUUUCGGCUGCGACUGCGGCGAUGAAGAAAAGAUCAAAUGUGAUGCUGUGCUCCCGCAGUGUAAUUGGUGCAGUCACCAUGAUAUUCCAUGCACAUUCGACCGAGUAGUGCACAGGAAGAAGAGAAGUACUCCACAUGAUGGACGCCCUAAAGCUUCACGGCUGUCAGAGCGAGUGAGUCGAAUCGAGCAGCUUCUUGCAGAGAACCUAAGUGGUACUCAAGCCUCUGUGACUGGAGACUCGCCUCAAUCUAUCGAGGUUAACACAACGGCCAGCAACUCCCCUAGCAGCAACCAGCCCCCAGACUCAUCAUCAGUGCGAGUCCAUUUUGCAGGCAAGGAACUAGGGGUAAUCAGUUUACUUACUGGAACACUAUUCCUCUUGCCCGAGGGACAAGAUUGGAUCAAAGCUCGUACCGGGCAACCAGUUGCAAUUGACAAACUUAGCCCUGCCCGAGUCCCCUGGGAUAAAGAGCGUGGGCGGACUUUCAGCACCUUCUUGAUGAACAUGAAGACUAAGGAUUCCUUUGAGCUUCCUGAGUGGGAAAUCCUGCAGACGUACAUCCAGGCUUACAAAAACUCGAAGGUGAUGCGGCGCAUCUUUCCUGUCAUAGACCCUGAGCUUUUUGAUGAAACCGUCAACAGAGCAUACGCUCAUUCAUCAUUGCCUUUUGCAUAUGGCCAAGCCAGUUCCAAAGCUUGUGUCAUUGCUUUUCUUACCUUUGUCUCCCGUCUAUCUGUUCUCAAUGCCGUUAUCAAGGCAACCACUGAUAUCUCUCCAGUCGAUCAUGACCUCCUUGUGGCCAAGGCGCAGUUUCUGAUGCCCCAAGUACUGCAAGAACCUGCCAGUCUAGAUGCAGCGCAAGCCGUUACCAUGCUGACUCUCUUCGAGCUAGGGUCUGGAAACAUGCGGGCAACAAAUUACUACGCGGCGAUUGCUGCACGGCUCAUUUUUAUGCUUGGUGGUAAUCUUGCUAGUAACCAGGCCUUCCCGACGAAUGACCGCGGCCACCAAAAGCAACAGCAACUGCGGAAUUUGUUCUGGGUUUGCUACACCAUUGAUAAAGAUCUUGCAUUGCGCACCGGGCAGCCCCCAACCAUCACCGACGAAAAUUGCGAUCUCACCCUGCCACCUGGAUAUCUUGAUCGAGCCUUUGCUGACGUGGAUGACGAAGAGACUUUGUGGUCAGGUCCGGUAUUUCCAUUCGACUUGCGUCUGAGUAUCAUCAAAGCCCGAGCGCAUCGAGAACUGUACUCGGUCAGCAGCCUCCGGAAAUCAGACGCGGAGCUACUCAAGUCUAUUCGGGAAAUCGAUGACUCGCUAGAAGAAUGGCGGCUUUCAGUUCCUCCGAAAUGGCGUCCGACGGUGUCUUUUUCUUCUGAGACGUCCGAUCCAAACAUGGCUAUGCAUACCGUCAUGCUGCGUCUGAAUUACCAUCUAUGCAUGACAAUCAUCCAUCAGGCCAGUGGGCGAUGCAAGUCCUGGAUGCAAGCACAUGGUGGUAUGAUGGAUGGUGUGAGUUCGAGUUUGGCACUUUCAGUCGAGGCGAGUCGGUCGAGUCUAUGUUACCUCGAGGCGGCAGAGCAUGUGGUAGUCGAUGGGGUCUUUUGGACUCUAAUUUUCUACCCUAUGUCUGCGCUGCUCACUCUCUUCUGCAGCAUCCUUCAGAACCCGCUAGAUCCUCAUUCGCGCGAAGAUCUGGAUCGAUUGAAGGUCGCUACGGUCAUGAUUGAGCGGAUCUUCUCACGGAAGUUGCCUGCGACUGAGGUUGUACAUUUCAAAUUGGUCGCUGACUUCAUUGUGGAACUGAAGCGACUGGCUGAGUGUGCGAUCGAUAAGGCGUGGGCCGAACAGAGAGCUGCCUCUCAUUAA